Messenger RNA from Cannabis sativa, 3489 nucleotides. RefSeq lists its product as uncharacterized. The transcript has a single exon. The coding region runs from base 1 to 3489 and encodes 1162 amino acids. Lineage: Eukaryota; Viridiplantae; Streptophyta; Magnoliopsida; Rosales; Cannabaceae. Gene Ontology annotation, molecular function: nucleic acid binding; RNA-DNA hybrid ribonuclease activity. The record is from RefSeq and is a predicted model, not a curated record.
AUGGAAGCAAGACUUGACAGGGCUAUGGUUAAUUUUUCAUGGCUUUCCAUUUUUUCUGAUGCAAAAUUAUUUAAUUUAGAAGUGUCUCCUUCUGACCAUACGCCAUUAUUUUUGGACUUGAAGUCUCAUAUUCAAGCAGCUGGGAAGAAGCUUUUUCGUUUCGAAAAUCAUUGGACUCGGUUUCAAGAAUGUGAGGAAGUUAUUCGGGCAAGCUGGUGUAAUUCGGGCAUGAUUUUUUUGCAGCAGAAAAUUCAUUUCUGCGGUCAGAUUUUGCAGGUGUGGGGCUCUGUUGUUGCUGAUAAUUUUUCAGCAAGAAUCAAAAACUGUAACAAGGAGCUGAAAGUGUUCAAAGGCAGGCGUGAUAGUGAAGGCAGAAAGAUGUAUUCGGAGGCUAAGCAAGUGCUAUUCGAAACUCUGAACCAGCGGGAAAUAUUUUGGCGACAACGUUCGAAGCAAUUGUGGCUAAAAAAUGGUGAUCAAAACAGUAAGUUCUUCCAUUCAAAAGCUUCAUCUCGUAGACGUAAUAAUAAUAUUGUUUGUCUUAAAGAUGAAACGGGGACUUCUAAGUUUUGGGAUACCGGUUUGGGGGAUCUAAUGCUUGACUAUUUUUCAAAAAUAUUUACUGCUGAGCCUGGAAAUUGUAAUGAAGUUCUUAGUUGUGUCAGCCCCAGAGUUACUGAAGAUGAUAAUGCAAUCUUAACCCGCCCCAUUGAAGAUCAAGAAGUAAAGGAUGCCUUGUUUCAGAUGCACCCGGAUAAAUCUCCGGGUCCAGAUGGAAUGAACCCAAAGUUCUUUCAAAAGUAUUGGCACAUUGUCGGUCCGGAUGUCAUUGCUUGCGUCAGAGAAUUUUUCUUGAAUGAAGGGAUGCCUGAAGGUUUGAAUGACACUAAUAUUGUGCUAAUUCCUAAAAAGAAAAAACCAGAUCAAAUGAGUGAGUUGCGUCCUAUUUCAUUAUGCAAUGUGGUUGCGAAAGUUAUCACUAAAGUGUUGGCUAAUAGGCUAAAAGGUAUUCUCAAUCGUAUUAUCUCUCUUAAUCAGAGUGCAUUUAUUCCUGGAAGGUUGAUUACGGAUAAUAUUAUGGUGUCUUUUGAGGUUCUUCAUUAUCUCAAGAGAAAACAGAUUGGGAAAGAUGGGUGUAUGGCGCUAAAGCUGGAUCUUAGUAAGGCAUAUGAUAGAGUAGAUUGGCACUUCUUGACUGCAAUGCUAUCUAGAAUGGGUUUUUGUGACAAGUGGGUUCGGCUCAUAUAUGGAAGUCUUUGUUCGGUCAAAUAUCAUAUUGUUAGUAGUGGCUAUACCAUGGGUCCGAUUAUUCCCAGCCGAGGGCUUCGUCAAGGGGACCCAAUUUCUCCUUAUCUUUUCCUGAUUUGUGCGGAGGGGUUGUCGGCUCUAAUUCAACACUAUGAGGAAAGAAAGUUUAUACAUGGGUGUAAAGUGGCUAAUGGCGCGCCUAUUGUAUCUCACUUGCUUUUUGCGGAUGAUAGCUUCUUGUAUUGCAAGGCUACAGAAAGGGAAGUUUCUAAUGUUCAAAGGAUGCUUGAAGUCUUUGCUAAUGCAUCGGGGCAAAGAGUUAAUUUUGAAAAGUCCUCAGUGUUUUUCAGCACCAAUACAACCACCCAAAUGAGACAGAUUAUUUGCAACAGAUUAAGUAUUCGAGAGGCUGAAGAGAGAAGCAAAUAUCUGGGACUUCCAAGUUCCAUAGGCAGGAAUAAGAUGGCGGCUUUUAGCUAUGUGGUGGACAAAGUUCAGAAGAGGAUUCAAACUUGGGAUAACAAAUUUCUUUCUCGAGCAGGUAAGGAAGUUCUAAUCAAAGCUGUGGUUCAGGCGCUACCUGCUUAUACUAUGAAUUUGUUCCUUCUUCCUAUGGGCAUUUGUCAUCAAUUAGAAAGUGAUGUGAGUAGAUUUUGGUGGAAGUCAAGCAAUUCCAAAGGAAUUCAUUGGUUGAGUUGGGUGAAGCUCACGAAUCAUAAGGUUCAAGGAGGUAUGGGCUUUAGAGAUUUUCGAGAUUUCAACCUUUCUUUGCUAGCUAAACAAGGUUGGAGAUUGUUGUCUUGUGAGGAUACGCUUGCUACUAAAGUGUUUAAAGCUAGAUAUUUUGCAUCCGGGAAUUUUCUCAAUGCCACCCUUGGGAGUAAUCCGAGUUAUAUAUGGCGGAGCAUCUUCGAAUCUCAGAAUUUGGUUCGGAUUGGUGCAAGACGUCUUGUGGGAGAUGGCUCUAGAAUUUCCAUUUUGCAUGAACCGUGGCUGUUAGAUGCGGUUAAUCCAUACAUUGAGACGUCAAGCCAAAGUCUUCAAGGGCAAAUGGUUCAAUCUCUGAUGCAAGUUGACAAACUUGAGUGGGAUAAUGAGGUUAUUUCUGAUGUGUUGAAUCACAGAGAUAGAGAUUUAAUUUGGCGCAUUCCCCUCUCGGAUGCAAGGAGGAAUGAUCAAUGGUUUUGGUUGCAAGAAAGCUCGGGUGUUUUCUCGGUGCGAAGUGCUUAUAGACUACAACAUGAGGCUCAUAACAAUGGUACUCUUGCUGUCCCUACUGAUGUGUGGCGCAAGCUUUGGUCUAUAAAAGUGCCUCCGAAGGUCCUCAACUUUUUAUGGCGAGCGUGUGCUAAUUGUCUCCCUACAAAGUUCUUAUUGACAACUAAGCAUGUGCAAAUUGAUGAUGGGUGUCCAUUGUGUACGGCAGUCCCUGAAACAACGCUGCACUUGCUGGUUCGUUGCAGCUUCGCCCGUUCGUGUUGGCGAAAGAUCAAAGUGCCGAGUGUGGCACCUGGUGCAAUGUUCUUCCAGCAAUGGUUUGAAGCGGGUCUUGCUCAGUGGAGUGAGGUUGAGUGCAUCGAAGCGGCUAUGACUCUUUGGGCCGUGUGGAAGAUGCGGAAUGAGGUGGUUUGGAAUUCAAUUUCUCCUUCGUGUGAAGAGGUAAUUCACAUUGCACAAGUGAAUUUUCUGGACUGGUGUAACGCGCAGCAGCUAGAAAAGGAAACUCUUCCUGGUUCUAAUUUGGUCUUACCCGAGAAUUGGAGUCCCCCGACCUUUCCAAGUGUUAAGGUAAAUGUGGAUGGUGCCUUAUUCAACUCGAAUGGACGUUACGGAGUGGGAAUGGUGGCGAGAUGUGCUGCUGGUGUAAUGUUGCAGGCUCGUACAGUUCUUAAAUCGAGCGUGCUUCAGCCACAUGAGGUGGAGGCAAUCGGAAUAAAGGAAGCUUUGAGUUGGAUUAAAGCUAAUGGAUGGGAUGGAGUGGUCCUUGAAUCGGAUUGCUUAAGAGUAAUUUCUGAUAUCAAAAGUAAUAAAAAUAUGGUCUCUCCUUAUGGCCAUAUUAUCUCUGAUUGUAAGGCUUUAUGUGCCGAAGUUAAUAAUCUUUCUUUGAGUUGUGUGAAGCGAUCUGCUAAUAGGGUGGCGCAUUGUUUGGCGCGAUCCUCUCUUUAUGAGGCUGAUCGUAUUUUUAAUAUUUCUUCUUUACCUUUUGUAAUUUCUUCUCUGAUUUCGGAUGAUUUAAGUUAA